UGGGAGUGUGCGUCGGGGCGGGGCAUGGGCAGCGUCCAGGGGCGGGGCCUGGGCUGUCCGGCCCACUCCCCUGGGAGCGCUAGUGGUGGGCCCAGGCGGCCAUGUCCCGCCCUCGCGUGCGCCUGGUGGUCACCGCGGACGACUUUGGUUACUGCCCGCGACGCGAUGAGGGCAUCGUGGAGGCCUUUCUGGCCGGGGCCGUGACCAGCGUGUCCCUGCUGGUCAACGGUGCGGCCACGGAGAGCGCGGCGGAGCUGGCCCGCAGGCACAGCAUCCCCACGGGCCUCCACGCCAACCUGUCCGAGGGCCGCCCAGUGGGUCCGGCCCGCCGUGGCGCCUCGUCGCUGCUCGGCCCCGAAGGCUUCUUCCUUGGCAAGAUGGGAUUCCGGGAGGCGGUGGCGGCCGGAGACGUGGAUUUGCCUCAGGUGCGGGAGGAGCUCGAGGCCCAACUAAGCUGCUUCCGGGAGCUGAUGGGCAGGGCCCCCACGCACGUGGAUGGCCACCAGCACGUGCACGUGCUCCCAGACCCGCUCCGCCCGCAGGCGUGUGCCAGGUGUUCGCCGAGGCGCUGCAGGCCUAUGGGGUGCGCUUUACGCGACUGCCGCUGGAGCGCGGUGUGGGUGGCUGCACUUGGCUGGAGGCCCCCGCGCGCGCCUUCGCCUGCGCCGUGGAGCGCGACGCCCGGGCCGCCGUGGGCCCCUUCUCCCGCCACGGCCUCCGGUGAGGCUUCCCGCCCUGUCUCCUACCAUAGCUGCCCCAGUCCCUCCGCACUGACUAUUCACCUGGCUAGCUGUGUCCGUUUCUCAGCCCGGAAGCGAGUCUGGCGUCGAUCGCUGCCGCCACCCCAGUUUCCCCCUCCCGCCCCCGGUCCCUACCCUAUCCUACCCUACCCUAGCCUAGCCCUGGUCAUGGCCUGGCCUGGCCCCGCGGCUGAUGCCCCGCCCACUACAGGUGGACAGACGCCUUUGUGGGUCUGAGCACUUGCGGCCGGCACAUGUCCGCUCACCGCGUGUCCGGGGCCCUGGCGCGGGUCCUGGAAGGUACCCUAGCGGGCCACACGCUGACAGCCGAGCUGAUGGCGCACCCCGGCUAUCCCAGUGUGCCUCCCACCGGCGGCUGCGGUGAAGGCCCCGACGCUUUCUCUUGCUCUUGGGAGCGGCUGCAUGAGCUGCGCGUCCUCACCGCGCCCACGCUGCGGACCCGGCUUGCCCAGGAUGGCGUGCAGCUUUGCGCCCUCGACGACCUGGACUCCAAGAGGCCAGGGGAGGAGGUCCCCCGUGAGGCCACUCUGGAACCCUUCCUGGAACCCUCCCUACUCUGACCCGCUACCGACAACCAAGCACUAAUCCCUUUACUACCAAGCAAGGGGAGCCAGGAUUUAGUCCUGGCCCAGCCCAGAACCGGUCCCUGGAGCAGGGUCUGUUGACUUCCCUGGGUAGGACACUGCCACGUCUGGGCCCAGGUCCUCAUGGCUCCAAAUGGUAUCUAGAGUUUGAGCAGCCUUCUUGGCUGCAGGCGGGUCCAUCCUGUGGCAGCGGGCUAGGGCCCGCAGAGCAUUUGGUGCCCCUCCAUGCUGCAGUGCAAACACCUUCACUACUGGGGCAGUGGGGAGAGAUGGCUAUAUUAAUAAAAUAACGUGUGUCUUUCAAA
Macaca mulatta (Rhesus monkey) is the source of this 1650-nucleotide messenger RNA. It is a transcript of the gene YDJC, whose product is annotated as YdjC chitooligosaccharide deacetylase homolog. Gene Ontology annotation, biological process: carbohydrate metabolic process. Gene Ontology annotation, molecular function: deacetylase activity. NCBI's taxonomy places the organism in Eukaryota, Metazoa, Chordata, Mammalia, Primates, Cercopithecidae. The record is from RefSeq and is a predicted model, not a curated record.